Messenger RNA from Fusarium redolens, 12222 nucleotides. RefSeq names its product putative FSPN1. Gene Ontology annotation, biological process: secondary metabolite biosynthetic process; fatty acid biosynthetic process. The record is from RefSeq and is a predicted model, not a curated record. The transcript is spliced from 9 exons. NCBI's taxonomy places the organism in Eukaryota, Fungi, Ascomycota, Sordariomycetes, Hypocreales, Nectriaceae. Gene Ontology annotation, molecular function: phosphopantetheine binding; 3-oxoacyl-[acyl-carrier-protein] synthase activity; fatty acid synthase activity. Bases 1 to 12222 code for a protein of 4073 amino acids.
AUGACAAAAUUCUCAAAGACUAAUGAACCCAUUGCGGUGAUUGGCACUGCGUGUCGUUUUCCCGGCGGUUGUAACACACCUUCCAAGCUUUGGGAUCUGGUGUGCUCAUCCCGAGAUGUCCUGCAGAAGGUGCCGCCGGCUCGUUUUAAUGUGGACUCUUUCUACCACGCUGAUCCGACGCAUCAUGGUACUACCAAUGUUACGCAGAGUUACUUCCUAGAUGAGGAUGUUACAAAGUUUGAUAAUGGCUUCUUUGGCAUUCAGCCCAUGGAGGCUGAGGCUAUGGAUCCUCAGCAGAGAUUGUUGCUGGAGACCGUUUAUGACUCUGUUGUUGAUGCUGGUUUGGCGAUGGAGGACUUGAAAGGCUCAGAUACAUCAGUAUUUGUGGGACAAAUGUGUGACGACUGGGCUCAAAUGCUUGCCAAAGACUGGGACGACAUUCCCACCUACAUGGGCACUGGCGUUUCUCGCGCUGUCAUGUCCAAUCGUUUUGACUGGCACGGUCCCUCCAUGAGCAUCGACACAGCAUGCAGCUCAAGUCUGGUUGCAGUGCACGAAGCAGUCAGGACUCUGCGUAGCGGCGAGUCCAACGUUGCAGUUGCUGCAGGUGCAAAUCUCAUCUUGCUUCCCGGCAUGUACAUCUGCGAAAGCAAGCUGCGCAUGAUUUCUCCUACGGGUCGAAGUCGUAUGUGGGAUGCUAACGCUGAUGGGUAUGCUAGAGGUGAAGGAUUUGCCUCGGUUAUUUUGAAGACGCUUAGUCAGGCUCUCGCGGAUGGAGAUCCUAUUGAGUGCAUCAUCCGCGAGACUGGCGUGAACCAAGACGGCAAAACACCAGGUUUGACUGUACCUAGCAAUACUGCUCAAACAGCUCUCAUCCAUGAUGUCUACCAACGCGCUGGUCUAGACAUCACCAAGCCCUCAGAUCGUCCCCAGCUCUUCCAUGCCCACGGGACAGGUACCAAAGCCGGAGAUCCUAAAGAAGCUGAGGCCAUUUCCAAAGCAUUCUUCAGCGAAGACCAAUCUUAUGAUGAGAAACUCUACGUCGUUUCCAUCAAGACCCAGAUUGGUCACACGGAGGGCACGGCGGGCCUUGCAAGUCUGGUUGGGACCAUGAUGGCGAUGAAGAAUGCUACUGUGCCCCCGAACAUGCACUUUGAGACGCUCAACCCUGACAUUGAGCCAUUCUACAGCAAUCUUGAAGUUCCGACUACUGCAAAGGCCUGGCCUUCUGUACAUGGAAGUGUCAAACGUGCUAGUAUCAACAGCUUCGGCUUUGGUGGUACCAAUGCUCAUGCAAUCUUGGAGAGCUACGAGCCUGCUCUUCACAGCCAGGCAGUAGCGGCAACUGAAGUAGAGUCUCCUCGUCUGUACACACCACUUUUGUUCUCUACCAACAGCGAAAAGGCUCUCAGAGAAGCUCUCUCGUCAUAUUUGAGCUUCUUGGAAGAGCGAUAUGAGACAAACAUGUCCGAUCUAGCUUGGACCUUAUACAACCGACGCUCAACACUACCUUACAGGAGUAGCGUCGUUGUUCCAGGCGCUUCUGGAAAUCCUCAAGAGGCUGCCAGAAGUGCUAUUCUUGCUGAGAUUGAGCGUCUGACUGACUCGACGCACAAGCUCCACCGAUCCUCAAGUGUCGCUGCACCUAAGAUUCUUGGUGUCUUCAGCGGGCAGGGCGCUCAAUGGCCUCGCAUGGGCGCCAUACUUCUUGAGUCAUCUGCUUGGGCACGUGGUAAGAUCGCUGAGCUUGACGGCUUUCUUGCUGAGCUUCCCGCUCCAGACGCACCCAACUUCACACUAGAGUCGGAGUUACUCGCCUUCAAGGAGACUAGUCGCGUCGCCGAGGCCGCCAUCUCACAGCCCCUCUGCACUGCUGUUCAAGUCCUCCUCGUUGAUCUCAUCCGAGAAUUGGCAGGCAUCCAGCUCAGCGCUGUAGUCGGCCACUCUUCUGGUGAGAUCGCGGCAGCGUACGCCGCUGGCUUUAUGACCCGUCGCGCGGCAAUCGUAACAGCUUACUACCGCGGACGCUAUGCCAAACUCGCUGCUUCACCGUCUUCCAACGAGAUCAAGGGCGCUAUGGCAGCAGUUGGAACAGACGAAGCCGACGCACUUGAGUUUUGCGCCCUUGAAGACAACGCUGGUCGCAUCACCGUUGCAGCUGUCAAUGCUCCCUCUAGCGUCACUCUCUCUGGUGAUGAGGAUGCUAUUGAAGAGGCUAUCGCUGUCUUCCAAGACGAAGGCAAAUUUGCGAGACGACUUAAAGUUGAUACAGCGUAUCACUCUAGUCACAUGCAGGCGGCGGCCGGUCCGUAUCUUGAGGCUCUUCAGAGAAGCGGUGUCCGCUUCGAUGAAGACGUCGCUUCUGAGCAGCGCCCUCUGUGGUUCUCAAGUACUAAGGUUAACGCUGCGCCUAUGAAGCGUGAGAACUUGAGUCCUCAGUACUGGAUUGAUAAUAUGGUCAAGCCAGUCAUGUUCGCCCCAGCUCUUGAUUGCGCGCUGGGGCAUUCGGGACCUUUUGACAUGGCGCUAGAACUGGGACCCCAUCCUGCACUCAAGGGCCCUGCUCUCGAGAGUCUUGGAAGCGGUACACCAUACCAAGGUGUCCUUACCCGUGGUAAAGACGACAUUGAGAGUAUUGCGGAUUGCUUUGGUGCUGUCUGGCGCAAUCUGGGUCGCGGCCACGUCAACUUUGCUUCAAUUGACGCCACGCUCUCCGGUCGCUCAUCAACACCUACUGUGGUCAGAGACCUCCCUCCAUACCCUUUCUCAGCAGACUCUCAAGUCUUCUGGUCUGAGUCUCGUCUCUGUGCCGCCCUUCGUCAAAUGGAUGAGCCCGUCCAUCCUAUCCUAGGUCGCCGUAUGGUCGAGAACAGCGUCCCAGGAAUGACCCAAUGGCGUAACAUUCUUCGCGCCCGUGAGAUUCCCUGGCUCCGUGGUCAUCGUCUUCAGGGACAAGUCAUCUUCCCUGGCUGUGGAUACGCAGCUAUGGCUCUUGAAGCGGCGAUGAUACUGGUGCGAGAUCUCAAGGAUUCUCCGACCGUGAGAUUGUUGAGUCUUUAUGAUCUUACCAUGGAUCAGGCGAUUGUCUUCAACGAUGACAGUUCCAGCGUUGAAACACUUGUUACUAUGAAGACUGUUGAGAGCAGCCACGAUGAGCUGAUCGCUGACUUUGUUUGCUGCUCUUAUCACACUCACGGACUGGCACCAGCUGUUACGUCUACUCACGCUCAUGGUCGCGUCGUGGCUCGUCUUGGUGCUCCCUCAGCAGAUUCCAUUCCUGGCCAGGCCGCCCAAGACCCAUCUCGACAAUUCAACCUCGCUCCAAUUGAGAUCGACCGCUUCUACACUGAGCUGGCCAAGCACGGAUACCAGUACUCUCCUCCAUUCAAAGGCAUCGUCGAGAUUGAGCGCAAGUCCGACUUUGCGAUCGGAAAGAUCGUUGAUCAAUCUGGUCCUGAAUGGGAAGACCAAGUCGCUCUCGCUCAUCCUGGUCUCAUGGACUCUGGUGUACAGACUGUUCUUGCUGCUAUGGCUGCGCCUGGCGAUGGACGUCUGUGGUGCUUGCAGAUGCUGGUAGGCAUUGAUGCCAUUCACGUCAACCCUUAUUUCGCUUCAGCUGCUCGGGGCGCAACUAUGGCUUGGGAAGCGAGUACUACUCUCGGUGAGGAUGCGAAUUCGUUGGGUGAGGCUGUCGGUGAUAUGAAGAUGCUGUCGCCUGAUGGUCAGCAAGCGUACAUUGCCGUCGAAGGUGCCAGAAUGAGGCCAUUCACUCCUGCUACUGCUGCCAAUGACUCACCCAUCUUCUCUACAUGGGUCUAUGGCCCUUCUGAGCCCGAUGGUGUUCUCGCAUCGCGUGUCAACCGCCCUCAAGAAGUUGCUGAUGCAGAGAUUCGCUCAGCCGAUAACCUCGAUAGACUGUCAUUGUUCUACGUUCGACGUCUCACUGAGCUUAUCCCUGCCGGCUCGAAGGCUCGGGAGGAUGCCCAAGAGCCCUUCAAGCGUCUUCUCACUUGGUGCGACCACGUCAUCGGUCUUGUCAGCCGUGGGGAACAUCACUUCCUGACUCCAGAGAUGAUGAAUGACACGCAAACUGAAGUCGAUCGUCUUCUUGCUGAGUAUGCCAACUCUAAUGACUUCAGGCUCACGCACGCCGCUGCGAGAGCCCUUCUUGAAGUCGUCCCUGCGAAUGAGGGUAAUGUGCAUGAGUACCUUACCAAGGACAACAUGCUCAAUCGUUACUACGAGGAGACUCUUCGGUACGAGGCCAGUGAUCAGAAGAUGUACAACAUGAUGCGCCAACUUGCCCAUAUCUACCCUCAGAUGCGCGUCCUUGAAGUUGGUGCCGGUACUGGUGGUGCGACAUCCCACGCGUUGCCUGCUAUUGACGGUGCCUUCUCGGUGUACACCUUCACAGACAUUUCCACCGCGUUCUUCGACAAAGCAGAGGAGAAGUUCAAGGAUUACUCCGGUCGCAUUAACUUCAAAGCUCUUGAUAUGAACAACAGUAUCGAAGAACAAGGCUUUACCGAGUCAUCUUACCACGUCGUAAUGGCUGGUAUGGCUUUGCACGCGACCGGCGAUGUUGAGGGAGCUCUCCGCAACAUCCGUCGUCUUCUCAAGCCCGGCGGUCGUCUCAUCGGCUUCGAGAACAUCAACAACGACGCCGUGCGUUUGGGUAUCGGUAUGGGUGGUUUUGCCGCCUGGUGGUCUGGCGCUGAGUAUGGUCGCCCUUGGGGUCCCAUGUUGACGCUUGAGCAGUGGGACGAUGCUCUGAAGAGAACGGGCUUCACGGGUGUUGAUACGCAUACUGUUGGCCACAAUCAGACACAGCCUAUGUGUCUCUGGGUCUCGAUGGCGAGAGAUGAGAAGGUCGAUCUUCUGAGGGAACCACUCACUGUUGUGCCUGAGAAGCAGCAGAGCUUGGUGGUCGUCGGCGGAAAGUCUCUUGGUACGAUGGAUCUCGUUGAGAAGACCAAGUCUCUCGUCGCGCCAUUCUACCAGACGACAAACCACUUUAGAUCCAUUGAAGCUCUCAACGACAUCACUGAAGACCAAUUCCCCGAAGGCUCUUCAGUUCUCUGUCUCACAGAACUCGAUGAGCCUGUUCUCCGUACCGUCACAGACCCCAAGCUCGAUGGCCUCAAGAACCUCUGGGCACGAGGCCGCAACAUCCUAUGGGUCACCAAAGGCGCAGCUUCCGAACAGCCCUACAACAACAUGGUCGUCGGUCUCGCGCGAUCAAUUCGUCAAGAGUACCCUAGCAUCACUCUUCAGACGGUCGAUCUCGAUAACACGACCGUCGGCGAUGGAUCGUGGGUACCUCCUUUUGUCGCCAGUGCUCUGAGGCGCAUUGAACUUCUCGACAAGUGGAAGCGUGAGGAGAUUGCCCAUGGCACUGAUCUGAACGACAAGCUUCAAUGGACUCAAGAGUCUGAGGUGCGGGUUGUUGACAAGAAGACUUACAUGCCGCGAUUGAACGUCAACAAGGAAUUGAACCAUCGCUUCAACUCAAUUCGUCGUAUCAUCCAUGAGGAAGUUGAUCCCCAGUCCCCAAAGACCUCCUUCAGUCUCAAUGCCAGUGCCAAUUCACCAUUGUCAGCUCCUAUCAUUGGACAGAUCUCGCCUUUGCGUGUUCAACCGGAGACUGAUGAUACACUCCCAAGCUACCAGGUUCGCAUUCUUCAGUCACUUCUCCAGGCUUUGAGGAUUGGCACCUCGGGUUUCUUCCGUCUCUGUGUUGGCGAUGCUGAUGGUAAACGGUUACUCGCCUUGACACCCUCUGCUGAGACACCAGCGGCAACGCCUGAGGACCUCACCGUCGCACUCCCGGCUGGCGCUUCGGAGGAGCUAUCUUCCAUCGCUCUGUUGUCUACCGCGGCGCAUCUCGUCGCUGCUCAGAUUGCCGCGUUAGCCCCUCGGCAGAAGAGUAGUCACAUCGUCAUUCAUGAGGCGGAUCCUUUGGUGCGCACUGCAAUCAUGAACUUGUUCGAGUCGCAUCCCGCCCCAUCCUGGCGCGUCAGCUUCACAGGCUGCUUGAUUGAAGGUCAGCAGCCUGAGGAUCUUGCUGGUAAGACUACUUGGCUGGCGCCGGAAAUGUCAUCUCGCGCUAUCAGAAAGAUUCUUCCGUCUUUGACCAGUGCCUCGCUCUUGGUCGACUUCUCAGCGCCCAACAGUCCUUCUUCAGUUGUCGCGUCUGCCAUGACUGAGUGCCUUCCAUGGUACGCUCGCACAGAGAAGUCACUGAUCCGACGUCGCGUUGAAGUUCGACCUGGUGAUCUGGCAGAUGCGAAGGCUGCACUUCAAGCUGCUUGGAGCAAGGCGAGCAGCAUGGUUAUUGAAGCUCGCGAUCGUCAGACCAUCCUUCUUAACCACAUCGAGGGCUUCACGGAACCGACCGGACAAUCGCUUCACCUCGUUAAUUGGACCGCUCCAUCAGUGCCAGUGCGCGUCCAUCCUUUGGAUCACCACACCAACAUCUUCCGAUCCGACAAGACCUAUCUGCUUGUUGGUCUCUCGGGCGAAAUGGGCCAAUCGUGCUGCGAAUGGAUGGCCGCACAUGGAGCGCGAUACGUCGUGCUGACUAGUCGCUAUCCCAAGGUUGAUCAGCGAUUCGUCGACAACAUGGAGCAAGCUGGUGUCACUGUUGUUCCUCGCAAGCUUGACAUCACCAGCAAGGAGUCGCUUCAUCUGUGCUACCAGGCCAUUACUCGCACGUUGCCACCGAUCGCUGGUGUUGCUAAUGGUGCUAUGCUUUUGCAGGAUGUUCUUUUCAAGGACAUGGACGCCGCGAACCUCAACAAGGUCCUUGCGCCAAAGGUUAAUGGCAGUAUUUACCUGGACGAACUGUUUUCUGAUACUAAGCUGGACUUCUUCCUCAUGUUCAGUUCAGCAGCUAGUAUCGUUGGAUCUCGAGGUCAAGCCAAUUACGCCGCUGCUAACAUGUUCAUGGCAUCCCUCGUCAACAACCGUCGUAAGCGUGGCCUCGCUGCUUCCAUCAUCAACAUCAGUGCCCUCAUUGGUCUAGGCUACAUUGAGCGACAGAAGAUCUACGACGCGAGCUUCUUCAAGGACAUUGGUAUCGCCAAUACCUCUGCUCAAGGUCUUCACCAACUCAUUGCUGAAGCCAUUCUCGCCGGCCAACGAUUCGGUCCUGAUGAGGAUAUCGAGGGAGGUGAGAUCUCGCAGGGUAUCAUGCCUCAAUUCUCGGACGAUGAGCACAAGUCGUUCUUCAUUCAUGACUCCAAGUUCAGUAACAUGCUGAUUGAACGAAUCGAUGGCGAUGCAGAUGUUGAUGCUUCGGGUAACGCAGCUGCUGUAUCGCUCAGCCGUCAAUUGAAGCGUGUGACGAGCAAGGACCAGGCGUUAAGGGUCAUCACCGACGCUUUCACUCUUAAGCUGAAGAAGAUGCUGCGCAUUCCUGCAGAGACUGAUGUUCCCGAGUCGCUGGCUUUGGUUGAUCAAGGUGUUGAUUCGCUUGUCGCUGUCGACGUGCGAUCGUGGUUCUUGAAGGAACUUGAUACCGACAUGCCUGUUCUCAAGAUUCUGGGCGGUAACUCAAUUCUUGAUCUCGCAAGCGACGCGCUGGAGAGAAUCCCCAAGGCUCUUCUUGACCUGGACCGUGAUGAUGAUGAGGCUAGCAAUGAAGCACAGCCCAUGAGCGACAAGAAGCUCCCCGAGACUUCCACAUCAAGCUCCAGCUCAGACGUUGUAACUGGCGACUCCGACGCUGUCUCACAAAGCUCAGCGACAGACAUUUCCACAACCGCAAAGAGCACAGCGGGAGCUGACACGGCAAGCAUCCCCCCAUCUCUGAGCAACAUGAAGAAUAACAAUGGAUCGGACGACAGGCAUAAGCGACAGCUUGAAGACGAGGCAGCUAAAAAGCGCCGUGAGGAUGAAGAAGCUGCUAAGCAAGCGACGGCGAAGAGGCGGGAGGAGAUUGUGAAGAGUUCGAGUGAGAUUGUCGAUGAGAUGUCUCUUGUUCAAAGUCGUUUUUGGUUCCUUACUACGGCGUUGGAGGAUAAGACUACGUUUAAUGUUACGAUUUCGGCGCAUUUGAAGGGCAAGGUUGAUGUUGGGAAGUUGGAGAGGGCGUUGGAGGGUGUUGCGAGGAGGCAUGAGAUUUUACGAACGAGAUUCUUUUUUGGAGGCAAUUCCCUCGAGACCCCCAUGCAAGGCGUUCUCUCCAAGCCAACAGUCCACCUCACGUCUCGACAGAUUGCCAGUAAGGCUGAUGUUGACGAGGAGAUGGAAUGGCUUCACUCUCGCCCGUGGAAUCUCAAUGACUGGGAAACUAUCAAACUCUCACUCCUUUCCCAGUCCGACACGGAGCAUUGGCUAGUGUUGGCCUUCCAUCACAUCGCCUUCGACGGGUACAGCCUCGAGAUCUUCUGGCGCGACCUGGCACAAGCCUACAACGCCAAUGGAUCAAUUCCGACACUGCCUGAUGCGAAACAGUACCGAGCUUAUACUGCCAAGCAGCGACGACAGAACCUGUCUAAGCCAUUUGAGUGGAGGAAGGCGAUUGAGUAUUAUCGCAAGCUCAUCAUGCCUGAGCCCGAACCACUUCCUUUGCUGCCUUUUGCAAAAGUCAAUCAUAGGAAGUUACUGGAGAACUACAGCUGUUACAACGCAGAGAUUACUCUUGAACCCUCUGAAGCAGCGCGCAUCAGGAAGCUUGCCAAGGCCAAUCACUCAACCUCGUUCCACGUUUACGUCGCCGCACUUCAGACUCUGCUCUUUGGUCUGAUGCCCAACUCUGUGGAUCGCUUAUUCAUCGCUAUGGACGACACAAACAGGUUGGACAAAGACUUCAUGGAUACAAUCGGCCUCUUUGUCAAUACCCUCUUCCUCCGCUUCGAUCGCAACGAUUACAACAAACUCACUUUCUCAGAUGCCAUCAAAGCCGCACGCACAAAGACUUACAAAGCCCUUGAGCACUCCGUUCUUCCCCUGGACGUUCUCCUCAAAGAACUCUGCAUCACCCGCCACGGCGACGCUGUACCCGUUGCGCAAGUCCUGAUUGACUACCGUGUUUCGCAUAAAGAGUGGUUCAGACUCGGUGAUUGCAGAGCUGAAAUGGGCACUGGUCGAGCAGAGCGCCAAGGUAGCGAUCUUGCGUUUUAUAUCCUUGAUGACUCUGAUGAGAAGAACGGUGGGAGUGUUCGCGUUGGUGUUGAGGUCCAAUCGUCGUUGUAUGAUGGGGAGCAUGCUGAGAUGCUUAUCCGGGCGUAUACCAAUGUUUUGAGAAAGGUUACAGAGGAUGAGGCUGGUGCGAAGAUGGCCCUCAAGUCACUUCCUCCUUGGAAUGAGGAUGAUUUGUCUAUUUCUCUUGGUCCUACGAUUGAUGCUUGGCCGAACGCCGACACGCUCUCGCAUCGCGUUGAAGACAUAAUUCGAGAGAACCCGUCUGCGCCCGCGCUUGACGAUGAGACAAGUCAAUUGACAUACGAACAAAUGGGUCGUCGUAUCGAUGAGAUCGCCAGUGCUUUGACCACUGCCAAUCUGAAGGAGGAUGACUUUAUCGGCGUUUUUCAAGAAACCGGUGUCGACUGGAUCUGCUCCAUGCUUGCGAUCCUCAAGCUCGGAAUGACCUACGUGCCCUUGUAUCCUCCCAUCGGAAUGCCGCGACUGGCAGCCAAUGUCCAGGUCGCUCAGCCACAAGCAGUUCUCGUUGACGACUCUACCGCCGACAAGUUUGAUCAACUAGGAACGCAAUCUGCUCAGAUGAUCCACGUUCCCGCCGCAGGAUCUUCUCCAGCUGGUGUGCCUAUUCGAGCGCAGCCUGGUCACAAAGCCAUGAUCCUCUGUACGAGCGGCUCAACAGGUAUUCCCAAAGCUGUCGUCCACACAAAUCGAAGUCUCAAGGCUCUCGUUGAACCGCACGCCAUUGUCCAAGAACAAGACAAACCCAGCUACGCCACUCGAGUCCUUCAACAGAGCGCUUUCAGCUUCGACCUCUCGAUUGAUCAGACCAUGCUCGCGCUCUGCAACGGCGGUUGCGUCUUUGUCGUUCCCAACUCGAAGCGCGGCGAUCCUCUUCGUACAGUCGACAUGAUUGCCCGACACAACAUUACGUAUACCAUGUGCACGCCGUCUGAGUAUAGCAUCUGGCACCGCUUUGCUCGUGACCGUCUUCUUGACUGCACAGCUUGGGAGAAUGCUUCCUCGUCGGGCGGGCCUCUGUCAACUGCGCUUGUUCGUGCGUUUGCUGGCCUUGAGCUACCCCAUCUCAGAGUCUUCAAUCACUGUGGUCCGACAGAGACAACUGUUACUAACAGGAUUGAGCUCGACUUUGAUGACUAUGCUGAGGGUGAGAAGGCGCAGAUGCGAUACGUCACUGAUGUUGGCUUCCCUUGUGCCAAUUACUCUACUUACAUCGUCGACGAGAACAUGAAGCUCGUUCCACGUGGUUAUCCUGGUGAGAUCGUCGUUGGCGGCGCUGGUGUCGCAGAUGGCUAUCUCGGACGUCCGGAUCUUACCAAGGAGAAGUUCAUUCCUGAUCCAUGGACUUCGUCAAAGGAGUGGAAGACAAUGUAUCGCACCGGCGACCGUGGUAAACUUCGUGCGAACGGUAUGGUUGACAUUUUGGGUCGCAUUGAGGGCGGUACCCAGGUCAAGCUGCGAGGCUACCGUAUUGAGUUGGGCGACGUUGAGAGUGCCAUCUUGAGCGCAGCCCAGGGCGUUCUUUCGGAUGCUGUUGUGACUCUACGAUACCCUGAGGAUCGCCAUGAGGAUCACGAUGACGAUGGCUUCCUCGUCGCGCAUGUCGUUGUCGCUGACAAGAGUCUUCGUCGUCCUGAAGUAGAGUCCUUCUUGCGGAAGAUCAUCUCGAAGCUCCCUCUGCCUCACUACAUGCUUCCAGCCCUGAUGCUACCAAUUGAUCGCUUCCCACUGACAGCGCAUCAGAAGCCUGAUCGCAACGCAAUCGCAGCACUUCCUUUGCCCGCGUUCACCCCAGCCUCGACCAGUGACGCAAAUGUUGAAGAAGGUAGUCUUGAGUCGGAGACACAGAAGAAGAUCGCCAAGAUGUGGAGGACUCUGGUUCCAGCGAGUGCCUCUGCUACCUUUACAGCAGACACUGACUUCUUCCACGUCGGCGGAAGUUCAUUGCUUCUGAUCAAGCUCCAGGGCAUGAUCAGGAAGGAGUUCAAUGUGUCGCUCAGGCUUUUGAACUUGAUGGCUGCUAGUAAGCUUCGUGAGAUGGCUGCGCUGGUGAACGAUGAGGUCAGUGGUGGUGAUAUCGAUUGGGAGCGGGAGACCAAGAUUCCCGAUGAAUGGUUGAGCUUGCCUCAAGUCGCGUCACAGAAGACGGAUGGACCUGUUCGUGUUCUUGUCACCGGCGCGAGUGGGUUCUUGGGGAGGAACUUGAUGUCUCAUCUUGCCGAGUCGCCCCAAGUGUCCGAGAUACACUGCCUCAUCCGCGACGCGUCAAUCACGGAGACCAGCGACAAAGUAGCUCUCUGGCGCGGAGAUCUCAGUCAGCCGAACCUCGGUCUAUCCGACACUGACUUCACGCGUCUCAGCAACAGUGUCGACGCGAUCAUCCACUGCGGCGCCAAUCGCUCGUUCUGGGAUGACUACCGUUCGCUACGCGCCGUCAACGUUACCAGCGUCGCGGAACUCAUCCGCCUUGCGCUGCCUCGUCGCCUGCCUAUUCACGUGUUGUCCAGUGGAGCUGUCAAACGGUAUGGAGAUGGACAUCCACCUGUUGAUGGCAACGAUGGAUACGUCGCGUCAAAGUGGGCUGCUGAAGGAUUGUUGCGUGAUACUGCGAAGCGAGCUGGGUUGCCUGUGUUUAUUCACCGCCCAGCACCGGUAUUGGGUGAUGCAGAGGCUGGCGAUGAGGAUACCAUCACGUCAGAUGGGCUUCUUCGCCUCGCGAAAGCCAUUUCACUGCGUCCCGAUCCAACAGGUCUGAAUGGUACAGGUCAUUUCACGCCAAUUGAUCAGAUCUCCAAUCGCAUCAUCGACGCUCUUCUCCAGUCUUCCACUCAAUCGCAAGACAAGGUUCAGGUUAUUGAACACGCGGGUACGAAGACAUUGAGCAUGGGCGAAUUCGCGAACCUUUGCGAGCAAUUGCCAGAGUUAAAGGAACUCCCCACUGCAAACGUGCUUCAAUGGUUCGGUAAAGCGAAGAAGCAGGGUUUGAAGCAAUUUUUGACGGCGCUGGAGGUGGAGUUUAGUGAUGACAAGGGUGAUACUGCCGUGAUGAGUAGAUGA